Molecule: messenger RNA, 2533 nt
Organism: Seminavis robusta
Lineage: Eukaryota; Bacillariophyta; Bacillariophyceae; Naviculales; Naviculaceae
Source: the annotation of a GenBank genome assembly
CCUACCGUACCGUUACGGUUACGGUACGGCAUCUACAGUAUCAUCAUUUACUACCUCUAGCUAGUAGCUACUAGUAGAGUUGCGGUGUGCUCGAGCUAAGCUAUUAGUAAUCCAACACUGAGGUUUUGCUGGGACCGAACGUAGUCACAAGUCAUUCAUUUUGCAGACGCGUACAAACCAGAGCAAACAAACUUUAUUUUAAAAGAUACCAUACCACCACCACCACCACUCAUGCAUGGUAGCUAGGGGUUCCAGAACGGCAAUGGGUCCACCUGUCGCCUCUCGCACCAGCCAAUCACAAACGUUCGUGGUUGACGACCUUGGGCACCAGAGCUGGCACCAGUCUGCUCCAUCGGAUGUCCCAAUCUCAUCUCGAUAAUGGCACCACAAAGCGGAACGUCUCGUGGCAAUGUAAAACGGCUGAGCCAAUCUUGGAUGUUGGGAUCAGAUUCUUAAAAUGAGUCCCGUUUAUUUAGGGUGAAGGAAGCCACUUCCGCGGUUCUCGAGGUCCCAAACCCCAAGAGACUGACAAUGACUUUGUGGUCGAUUAGGGUUAAGAACUGGUAACGUCAGCACCGAAUUUGAUGGUGAGUUCUCAGAACGCUAAUCUGAGCUUACCGUCCUGUUUGGUAGAGUCGUUCAGAAAAUGACAGAAAGACGACCGCCAAACCUUUUAGUUGUGCUGCCAGAAAUGACAGUGAGUUAAGAAAAGACUUAAAGAAACUCUCAUGUUCUGAUUGUUCAUUGAGUCAAACACACGGUACGAAUGCAAAAGGAAAAAAGGUAUCUUGCGCAGGGAGGCUGGCUCCUUGCCAUCAAAUUCACUACAGACUGUAUGCACACCGGCCGAAAGAUACCAUCAAUUCAACCCAAAGUGCCAUAUUUUUUUCUUCUUGGGCAUCUCGAGGUUUCAUUCCAUUUUUCAUUUCAUUAAUUCGCACUCCCAAAGCAGUCCAACCAUGAUGAACUCCAACCCCCAGAACAGUGAAGAGCAACUCGACAGAGUAUGCAUCGUCGGAAGCGGGAAUUGGGGCAGUGCCAUUGCAAAGUUGGUAGGCCGUAACUGCAAACGACUUGAUCACUUUGAAUCUACUGUGAACAUGUGGGUCUUCGAGGAAAUGGUCAAGGACGAAGAUGGAGCAGACAGAAAGCUCACAGAGAUUAUCAAUACACGCCAUGAAAAUGUCAAGUACCUUCCAGGUAUUCAGCUGCCCAAGAACGUCGUGGCUGUUCCUGAUCUGGCCAAUGCCUGCGAAGAUGCUACACUUCUUAUCUUUGUCUUGCCACACCAAUUCUUGCCAAAGCUGCUUCCUAUUGUCAAAACCAAUGCUCAUCCAUCCUGCCGAGGAGUUAGUCUGAUCAAAGGUCUUGAUUUCGAUCAAGAGUCAAAACUGCCAGUACUCAUUUCCAAGUCUAUCGAGGAUGCUAUGGGACCUUACUUCCAGUGUGGCGUCCUCAUGGGAGCCAAUGUUGCGUCCGAGGUGGCCAUGGGACAGAUGUGUGAAUCCACUCUGGCAUCCAAGUUUGGACCUCCUGCAGAUGAGCUUACUCGGCUGGUCUUUGAUUCUCCAAAUUUCCGAGUUCAGCACAUUGAUGAUGUAGGUGGUGCUGAAGCGUGUGGUGCGCUAAAAAAUAUCAUUGCGCUUGGUGCUGGUUUCGUUGAUGGCCUUGGACUUGGCGGGAACACAAAAGCUGCACUUCUCAGAAUUGGUCUGCAGGAAAUGGCCAAAUUCUGUCGCAUGUUCUUUGACGAUGUCAAGGACAGCACAUUCAUGCAAAGCUGUGGAAUGGCAGACUUGAUCACAACAUGCUACGGAGGUCGCAACCGGCGAUGCGCAGAAGCGUUUGCAAAGAAAAUGCAGACUGUCGGAGAUUCUCUGGAAUCAGAUUACAAAGCAUGCGAGGAAAUCUGGGAAGACAUUGAAGCUGAACUGCUGAAUGGCCAGAAACUCCAAGGGACCCUGACUGCCAAGGAAGUCUACGAUGUGCUGGAAGCAAGGGAGGCAUUGGAUGAAUUUCCGUUGAUCAGAAACAUUUUUGAAAUCUCUUACAUGGGAAAGCCUAUUGAGUCUAUCGUGGAAGGCAUUGUUGUGAGUGGAAACAGAGCGGCUUCGGCAUUAUAACAACUUGACAUUUCGUCCACUAGUACAUGUAUCUUGUUCUUUGCUAUUUCUUCCGAGGUUUUUUGUCCCUGUUACCAACUCUGUUGUUCAGACUACAAUGUACCCGCAUAAUUGUUUUUGUUAAAUAAUCACCUAACCAUUUGAUGGUCCAGUUGCAUCCGCUCUCGAUCUAGUUCUGCAGGUGUGCCCAAACUGUCUGUCUGCGUUGGAAGGCCAUUGGGCUCGCCUGAGGCUCGAGCGGAAGGAUGCUGCGUCUCGUCUGUUCGCAUCUUUGGUUACGGCUGCUGCAUUGAUGUUUAGAUUGAGGCUCUUGGAAGCAUUAAUUCUACCAGAGACAUGUCUCCCGUCCUUUGGAUCCCUUGCUCGCAGCAUCGGUAGUGACAUGUAGUUGGCUUGUCAACAACUCGGAC